Malania oleifera is the source of this 618-nucleotide messenger RNA. Its product is annotated as protein LIFEGUARD 4-like. The transcript is spliced from 3 exons. Bases 1 to 618 code for a protein of 205 amino acids. NCBI's taxonomy places the organism in Eukaryota, Viridiplantae, Streptophyta, Magnoliopsida, Santalales, Ximeniaceae. Gene Ontology annotation, cellular component: membrane. The record is from RefSeq and is a predicted model, not a curated record.
AUGUAUCCCAAGGUCGGCGACCUAGAGGCCGGAAACAAUGGCCACUUCUACCCCACGAUGCUCGAGAACCCCCAGUUCUGGUGGCCCUUCUUCCGAAAACUUUACACAAUUUUGCCCGUGCUGUUUCUUUUCACCCUCGGCUUCACCGCCGGCGUCGCCUUCAACUCUCGCAUGCAGCCGGUCUUCGGGUUUACGAAGCCCGGACUCUUCAUCUACUACGCCGUCAUUGCCUUCAUAUGGGAGAUUGUCGUGUUGGCUGCAAUUUUGACAAGCGUGGCCGCGGUCAGUCUCACCCUCUUCACAUUCUGUGGUGCCAGGAGAGGCCUUGAUUUUAGCUUCCUGGAGCCUUUUCUGUACUGUGCAUUCACUAUUCUCAUGGUUUCUGCACUCGUUCAGGAAAAAGGAAAUGAACAUGGGGGUGGAUGGAUGCAGGUGUUUUAUUGGAUGGAGGAGUUGGGGCAAACAUGCUAUGAGGCGGCGGGAGCGAUCAACUUCUCCGGCUAUCUCAUAUAUGUCACAGACAACCUCAUCAAGCGCUUCGACUAUGACCACUGCGUUACCCUUUACACCGACAUCAUCAACAUCUUCUCCAUGCUCCUCACUAUGUUGAGGAACUGA